UUAAAUAAUGCCUAUAUUUUUGCUCAUUUUACACUAUAGGGAUAUCUAUGCGAUCCAACAGAAGCUUACGACGAUCUCGGCUGGUCGCGAAGUUUCACUUGAUCAUGCUUGUCAAUACUUUGCACUAAUGCUUCUUUCCGGCCAAGAUAUUCUCAAUGGAAUCGUCGAAAAUGGGCCGCAGUUCCAACAAAUAGACUACAAGAACCUAUUCGAACUGCUGUGCCGGUCACGUCCAGAUGAAAAGGACAAGGUCGAAUGGUACAAUAACCGUCUCAAGGAUAUUCUCGAUGGAGUACCUGUCAAGAUCUGAUACCCAACGACGUAGAUGUCCUUUAAAAGCCGCACCUGCUAGUGCAUUAUUAGCGAUUAUUGUUUAAAACUACGCAAUACAAUUCAAGAGAAGCUGCCUUAGCCGAUCACGAAUAAUGGAAAGUUGUAUUUAUUUUA
Molecule: messenger RNA, 447 nt
Organism: Varroa destructor (honeybee mite)
Lineage: Eukaryota; Metazoa; Arthropoda; Arachnida; Mesostigmata; Varroidae
Product: exocyst complex component 4-like
Biological process (GO): Golgi to plasma membrane transport; chemical synaptic transmission; exocytosis
Cellular component (GO): exocyst; growth cone membrane; synapse
Source: RefSeq, a predicted model, not a curated record